Messenger RNA from Engraulis encrasicolus (European anchovy), 4103 nucleotides. It is a transcript of the gene tmem184a, whose product is annotated as transmembrane protein 184a. Lineage: Eukaryota; Metazoa; Chordata; Actinopteri; Clupeiformes; Engraulidae. Bases 604 to 1887 code for a protein of 427 amino acids. Gene Ontology annotation, cellular component: early endosome membrane. Gene Ontology annotation, biological process: transport. Gene Ontology annotation, molecular function: transporter activity. The record is from RefSeq and is a predicted model, not a curated record. The transcript is spliced from 9 exons.
AUUGAUGCCUAGAUGUUUGCCAAGAUGUUGGCAGGUGUGCCACUGGUGUGUUCACACCAAUGACGUCACCAGACAAAGGCAAGCACAAGUCACAUGACAGGGGAGUCCGUCAUCUGUUGUGCACCUGCUCAAUGUUAAGAUGUAGCCUUCCUACUCAAAGUUUAAGAUGUUAUCACAUUUAUAGAAUAUAUUAUCUAUUGCCGGUAUUUUAUGUUGAAUGAACUUACCAAAGUCACUUGUGGUAAAGGGCGUGUGUCUGCAACGGAGUGAAUUGUGGACUUCGACCUCCUCUGAGCAGCCUAGGCUACCUGACAGGCAGAACGAGGAAGUGUUGACAGUCGCAUCAGUUGAACGGGGAAGCCAUUACACCUAUGGAAAUUGGCAACUUAGCUUAUUUCCGAACACAGACAGAAGCGUUGGUGUUUGUUUAAAUUCGUGCAGGUAUGUCGCUGUGAAAUACUCUGGAAAUGACUUGAUUUCUUACAUUGCGCUUACUGACAAACUUUGGAAAUUUUCGUAACAAAGUAGCUAAUUACGCGCGAGAACAUUCGUUCACAGUGGACUGCCUAAACGCGAUCAACGAGGUUGUUGUCAGACCUCAAGAUGAACCUGUCUUCUGAAGGAAACGCAACGCAGGACUUGCUGGAGCCAGUCAACGACACUGAGACACUCUCGCGGUUCCCAGCGAUGGUGGCAAAUAUGACAGAGGCGCCCGACAUGAUGGCAAUGGUCAGAUCUGGGAACGAGUCCCAUCAGAUCUUCCUGAACACCACUGCUGCCCAGGCACUGUCCGGCAUUUUCGUGUGGUCAGCACUGCUCAUCACGUGUCAUCAGAUCUACUCUCACCUGCGCUCGUACACCAUGCCUAACGAGCAGCGCUACAUCAUCCGCAUCCUCUUCAUCGUGCCCAUCUACGCCUUCGACUCCUGGCUCAGCCUCCUCUUCAUCAGCAAUGACCAGUACUACGUCUACUUCGACUCCAUCAGGGACUGCUACGAAGCGUUUGUCAUCUACAACUUCUUGAGCCUGUCCUUCGAGUACCUGGGCGGAGAAAGUGCCAUCAUGGCUGAGAUCAGAGGGAAGCAGAUUCAGUCAAGCUGCAUGUAUGGCACGUGCUGUUUGGGUGGAAUAAGUUACUCCAUUGGCUUCCUGCGCUUCUGUAAACAGGCCACCCUGCAGUUCUGUGUGGUGAAACCGAUCAUGGCCGUCAUCACCAUCCUCUUGCAGGCCUUCGGCAAGUACCACGACGGCGACUUUAAUGUAACAGGGGGGUACCUCUACAUCACCAUCAUCUACAACUUCUCGGUCAGCCUGUCCCUCUACGCGCUCUUCCUCUUCUUCUUCGCCACCAGUGACCUGCUACGCCCCUACGAGCCCGUCCUCAAGUUCCUCACCAUCAAGUCCGUCAUCUUCCUCUCCUUCUGGCAAGGCAUGGUGUUGGCCAUCCUGGAGAGGUGCGGUGUCAUCCCCAACGUGUCGGUGAUCGACGGGCACGAGGUGGGCGCGGGCACGGUGGCGGCCGGCUGGCAGAACUUCAUCAUCUGCAUCGAAAUGUUCUUUGCCGCCAUCGCCCUGCGAUACGCCUUCACCGUCAGCGUCUACCAGACCAAACUCGACGAUACACCACACAACGUGGCACCCAUGCACAGCAUCUCCAGCGGGCUGAAGGAGACCAUCAACCCGGGGGACAUGGUGCAGGACGCCAUCCACAACUUCUCGCCUGCCUACCAGCAGUACACGCAGCAGUCCACCCAGGAGGUGGUGCAGCCCAGCCAGAACGGGCACAAGCCGGGCACCGGCAUGGGCAUAGGCGGCGCCAGCAGCAGCGCCAAGAGUGCCAAGAAGCAAGACAAAAUCAUGCUCAUCACCUCCGACGACGAGUUUUAAUGAGCCCGCCACCCGGUGGGAGGGAGGGAGAGGGGGAGAGAGAGAGAGAGAGGGGGAGAGAGAAGCAAUGAAAGAGAGAGGAAAAAGGAAGUCUUGGCGAGAGGAACUCACUUUCUCACCUAAUAAACUUUCAACAGCCCUCUGGACAAGCUGAGAAACUUUUUAAAGUCUUCAGACUUUUUAAUGGCAAUCCCCUGCAGCGCCUACACCGCACCGCAGCCCGUAUGCUCUUCUUCUUUCUUUUUUUGAAACUUUUUUUUAUGGACUGAACAAGGUCGCCAGCAAUAUCCCCCCCCUCAUGGUUGUCAUUGAGAUUCUUUGUACAGAUAUUUGCACAAGAAUGAGACAGUAAUUCAUUCAAUUAUUAUUUCUUGCGAUGGUUAUUAAGUCUGCUCUCCGUAACCUUGCUGCGUUUGAAAAGGGGCUCAUCGUUGUCAGAAAGCAAUGGUGAAAGGAAACUAUAGAGUGGCAUGAAACGAAGCAGAGCCCCACACGCACUGCUUUAUCACCUUCCCUCUGCCUCCAAACACUGCACGCACACACAUACACACACACACACACACACACACACACACACACACACACACACACACACACACACACACACACACACACACACACGCACGCACACACGCCUACCUAACCCCUUUCUCUCCACUACUGCGUUAGCGCUGGCUUUGGCGAAGCGAGAGUGGCCAAUGGAGUGUGCUCUCUGCUGCUGCUGCUGCUGCUGCUGCUGCCUGGCGCUUGGCUCCCGUCUGCUUCCUGCACAGGAGGCCCCUGAUGGAUGUGUGGCAUUAGCUGCGACGUGAGGAGAUGUGGUGCGGUGGGCACACGGUAAGUGGCAUGAGGUGGUGAUGGAAGUGGUAGUAGUAGUAGUAGUUGUAAUGGUGGGUGGUGGUGGUGGUGCCAGAGUCAUAGCCCACUGGAACUGGCAUCGCCCAGCUAAGUGCCAAGCGGCAGGCAGGCAGGGAGGCAGCAAGCAAGGCGGAUGGGCUCCUUGAGUGUGUCUGCCUGCUCCACUCCUGAAGUGGCUGCUCAUCACCUCUUAACUGACUGCUGCGUCCUUCCGCCUCUCUUGUCUCCCUUACCAUCCCAUACCACCGCCCCCCAUCCUCUCCUCUCUCCCCACUGACCCUCCCUAUUCUCCAGCCACACACACACACACACACACACACGUGCUGGCUGCCGAUAGAAGGAGCCUCCACCAGGGUCCUUUUGAAGAACCUUUGUACCCUUAAGCGUGACUCAGUCUGGCAGCGUGAUAAGCACUGGCCAGCUAGCUAGCUGGCUGGGUGGUUGGUUUGAGCGGUGGGGGUAUGGAACAUGGGGCCGAGGAAGAAGGGAAGGGGUGGUCUGCUGAAUCUAUGCUACUCAUUAUGAUUCCCAGCAUGCUCGGCUCUGGCCUGUAUUGCAGUCUGCAGCCCUCCAGAGCUGUCUCUGUGCAUUGAGUGCAGUGUCUUGUAUUUUUUAAUGAUGUGUGUGUACACUCUACAGUACAAUUGGAUGUUCAUCCAUAUGGUUUUUAGGUGUGUUAGACAAAGGCUGUCAACAAACUGGACAGAGAGGAUGUUUUUAAUGCCACGGUUUGUUUGUGUGAUGUUCAAGUAAAGUAAUUAUGAAGUAAUUAUUAUUAUUAAUAGUUUUCAUUAUAGUUAAAAAGUUAUAAUAGUUUAUCGUAGUUGCUAGUUUGCAUUAAUUUGUGCUGCGGGUUCUCAGUGCAUAGUUAAACAUUAACAUGUUAUGUUCAUGGGAGCCAGGCUUGUUAUUGUCACUUGUUCCGUAGAAGUUAAUGUUGGCUGAUUGUAAAAUGCUAUAUUUAUCACUUUUUGUUCUUAAUUCUGAGUACCAAAGUGUUUCUGGCCUAGCCAGCUAUUUUUUUAAACAAUCUUCCGAUGUGUUAAGUCAUGUAAACAGUAGAUUUUGAAAAGAUUUGUGUCAAGUCAGGGAGCCGGGUUUUAUUCAGGUUCCUCAUGUGAAGGGGAUUCAAGCUACAACCAUUUAAACUGUUUCUGUGCAUAUUCUCUAGGUAAACUGUGCCAAUGUUUAUGCCUUAUAGGAGAAAUUCAAUGUCGUGAAAUACGGUAUCAGAGACUAUUGACCUCAAUAGGCCUGUACCAAUGAAUGUCCAUUUUAUUGAUCUGAUCUGGUUGUUUACUCCGCACCAACUAAAAUAAUUAGUGUAAUAAUUAUUAAAGCAAAACUGUUCAUGAUGA